CCGCAGCCUGGAAAAUACCGAGCCCCGGGGAGCGGAGCCCCCGAGCCCCCAAGCCUAGCCCGGAGGGAGGGAGGGUGGAAGGGAGGAGGCGCGCGGGGCGAGGGGGCACGGGGCGGGGCCGGGCGGCGGGACCCACUGCUCCUCCUCCCGGACCCCCCUCGCGCGGCCCCGGUAGCCCGAGCAGCGGCAGCAGCGGUGGCGGCGGCUGAGAAGCUCGCACCCCGGGCCCUGGCGGGUCCCAGCGGAGCAGAGGGCACAGGUCCCAGGAAGGUGGCGUCAGCAUCUGCAGCCGCGUCGACGUUGUCGGAGCCUCCGCGGAGGACCCAGGGGAGCCAGACUGGGACCAGGGCCCUGGGCCUCCCCAUGGAGAAGUCUGCUGCCUCAACGGAGCCCCAAGGGCCUCGGCCAGUCUUGGGCCGCGAUAGUGUCCAGGUGCCCGACGACCAGGACUUCCGCAGUUUCCGGUCAGAGUGUGAGGCCGAGGAGGGCUGGAAUCUGACCUACAGCAAGGCCGGCGUGUCUGUGUGGGUGCAGGCUAUGGAGAUGGAUCGGACCCUGCACAAGAUCAAGUGCCGGAUGGAGUGCCGCGAUGUGCCAGCUGAGACACUCUAUGAUGUCCUACACGACAUUGAAUACCGAAAGAAGUGGGACAGCAACGUCAUUGAGACUUUCGACAUUGCCCGCUUAACAGUCAACGCUGACGUGGGCUAUUACUCUUGGAGGUGUCCAAAGCCCCUGAAGAACCGUGAUGUCAUCACCCUCCGCUCCUGGCUCCCCAUGGGCACUGAUUACAUCAUUAUGAACUACUCAGUCAAACAUCCUAAAUACCCGCCUCGGAAAGACUUGGUCCGAGCUGUGUCCAUCCAGACGGGCUACCUCAUCCAGAGCACGGGGCCCAAGAGCUGCGUCAUCACCUACCUGGCCCAGGUGGACCCCAAAGGGUCCUUACCCAAGUGGGUAGUGAAUAAAUCUUCUCAGUUCCUGGCUCCCAAGGCCAUGAAGAAGAUGUACAAGGCGUGCGUCAAGUAUCCUGAGUGGAAGCAGAAGCAUCAGCCUCACUUUAAGCCGUGGCUACAUCCGGAGCAGAGCCCGUUGCCGAGCCUGGCGCUGUCGGAGCUCUCCGUGCAGCACGCGGACUCGCUGGAGAACAUCGAUGAGAGCGCGGUGACAGAGAGUCGGGAGGAGCGCUUGGGCGGUGCAGGCGGCGAGGGCAGCGAUGACGACACCUCGCUCACCUGAGCGUGGCACCACCACAGGGACCUAGACAAGAUGGAGUGGGGCCAGGGGUGGCAGAUCCUCCCGCGCUUUCUGCCCUCCCCCACCCCCUGCGCCUCAGAGGGACGCUGGGCUAGGGCCCAGGCUGGCUCUGCGGCCUGGCUGGACACAGCCCCAAUAAACGAUCCCACAGCCUCA
Hyaena hyaena (striped hyena) is the source of this 1413-nucleotide messenger RNA. It is a transcript of the gene STARD10, whose product is annotated as StAR related lipid transfer domain containing 10. NCBI's taxonomy places the organism in Eukaryota, Metazoa, Chordata, Mammalia, Carnivora, Hyaenidae. The record is from RefSeq and is a predicted model, not a curated record. The coding region runs from base 364 to 1239 and encodes 291 amino acids. Gene Ontology annotation, molecular function: lipid binding. The transcript has 7 exons.